Messenger RNA from Paramecium pentaurelia, 662 nucleotides. The record is from the annotation of a GenBank genome assembly. Lineage: Eukaryota; Ciliophora; Oligohymenophorea; Peniculida; Parameciidae.
AUGUCCAAUUUCAAAUUACUUAUGAAAAUGCCUCAAUCAAAACUGGCUUCUAAAUGUUUAGCUCUUGAAGAAUUAUUAUAAAGGUAUUAUGAAUUUGAAACAGCUCAUUACGAUUUAUAAAGCAAAUAUCAAAUCUUAUUAGAAAAAUAUGAGAGUAUUUGCAAAAAAGGUUAGUAAACUAAUGACCUUCAUACAACUGCAAGUUAAUCAAAUAAAAAAGAUAAAUCAGAAAUUGAAAUUGGAGAUAGAAUUGAAAUUUAUGCGUUGGAGGAUAUUGAAACUAACCAAUUCAUUAAAAGUCUUUAAGAUUAAAAUUUGAGAAUGCAAGAAUAGUUAAAAUAGAGUCAAAUUGAAUAUGAAAAAUUAAAAUUUAAGUAAAUAUUAAAGUAACAUUAGAUUUGAUCAAACAUAUUCAUCUCCUGAGAAAGAUAAUUAAGAAGGUAUAAUUUCAACUUUUAAGUGUGAAAUAAGCCGACUAAAUAAAUUAGUAAUUGAAAUUUAAAUAUUUAUAGGUUUCAUAAUUAAGAUUAGAGAUUAGUAAUUCCAAAACAAGAGAAGUGGAUGAAAAUUGGCUAAGAUAACAGCUUAAUUAAUAAGAAUUAUUAAAAUAAGGAAAAUUAUUAAGUCCAUAGUAUGAAUCAAAUGAAGUAACAGAAUUGUGA